GCCCCAUGGGGAAAGUUUUGUUAUGACUCCGCCUGUGUGAGGCGGUGCCCAUGAUGUCGCUCAGAACCUGUCACCUCGGCUGGGCGCCGGGCAUUCUCUUAGUUUCUCUACCUAAAGUAGCCGAGUAGUCUCAGAAACCUUCAUAAUGCCCGUCCUUGUCCUCAUCCCAUUCUCAAACACGAAUCGUCAUUGAAUCGGUGUUUUCGGUGGCUCUUCCAUUCUCCGACUCCCAAGAACGACCAACAUCGUCACAGCACAGCACUCAUCACGGACUUUUCCUCAAACUAUUGGAAUGGUCACCGCUUUCGCCAGAUCUCACGACCUAAAGUCAGUUCGAUCACAUCAUUACACUGAUCCAAACAUCUGCCAGGAUAUGGCAAAACGUACGAAGGAGGGAUACCUACGAGCACACCACUCGAACGUACGGUGAAGGAACAUAUUGGACAAGAUUCAGACCCUCGGCUCGGCACCAUUACCUCUUUGGCCUUCAAUCACAUCCAAGAAGAGAGAACAUAACGUCAUGUCGCAGAAGGAAGAUAACAAGUCCAUCCGGGGACUCGAAGAUGCAACCCUGUUGAGUCCCAACGGAGGCUCUCGACAUGUGGAAAGCAUCUCGAGUCCUCGAGGGAGAGAACCCGAACGAGGGACGGCCCGUGACGUAGCAAACAUGGCCAUGUUCGAAUCCCCGACUAUGCGGCCUCUGAGCAGACGUCCUACCAUCGAGUCGAGGCGCACGACGUCGCCGCCCAAUUCCGUCAAGGCAUUUGCCAAUGCGCGCCGCAGAGGACAGGACGUCGAAGCGCACGAUCCGAGGGCCUCUUCGCGCAGACCUCAGGCCGAGGUUGAGAGUAGCGACGACUGUGGCCUCCAAGCAUCUCAACACUAUCCGAAGAGUAUCAGUCGUAGCUUCCACAGUCGCAAGGCUCUCGAACACGGUGGCUCUUCGCCCGUGCCGAAACCCAACUCAUCUCCCGAGGCCGAGGACACCAAGCUCGACAACGUCCAAAAAGAAGGGCUCCACAUCGACUUUGACUAUUUGGAGACACUGAUUGACGCUGAGAGUCGCGACCAGUUUGGCAGUUCCGACUUUGUCAAUCUUCCGGAUAGUUCCAUCCCUACCGCUACGCGCAUGUUUACCUCCGAUGGAGACUUCAUCGAUGUUGCAUCCCAAGCAGCUUUCAUCGCGGGAGAGAAGGAGGCGACAGCACCCCAGCAACCGCUCCCGAGGGCAAGCCAACACAUUGAGCAAAGCCGCUUCAACUACUUCUCCUCGGCCUUGGAAUCCACGAUCCAUGCAGCGGAAUUCGGCGACCUCGUCCUCCCAGGCGAGAGCAUCAGGUCUCUGUUCGAGAUGCCCGAGGCGGAGGCCGAUGGUGUCUGGUGGCUUAACAUGAACAACCCGACUGGCAGCGAGGUCUGGACGAUUUGCAAAGCGUUUGGGAUCCACCCACUUACCAUCGAGGAUAUCAUACACCAAGAGAGUCGCGAAAAGAUAGAACUCUUUCCGCUGUACUACUUCGCCUGCUUCAGGUCGUUCAUCGUCGUCGAGGAAGAUAAUGAGAAAGACUACCAUCCGUUCAACGUUUACGCGGUAGUCUUUAGAGAGGGGAUACUGAGCUUCAGCUUCACUGCAAACUCGCAUGCAUCGAGGGUUCGAUUCCGGAUUUCGCAAUUGAAGGAGCAAGUUUCUCUCAGCAGCGACUGGAUCUGCUACGCGUUGAUUGACGACAUUGUGGACUCUUUUGGACCAGCGAUCAACGAGAUCGAACGCGAGGCCGAUGCGAUCGAAGACCAGGUGUUCAUCACUCGAGUAGAUGAUAACCAAGCCUUUCUUCGGAGGAUCGGAUACACCAGAAAGAACGUGAUGAGUCUCAUGCGCCUGCUCGGCGGGAAGGCAGACGUGCUUCGUGCUUUCACCAAGAGAUGCACUGAGGAUUUCGAUGUCACGCCACAUAUGGACAUUGCCCUUUACCUUGGCGACAUCCAAGAUCACGCGGUAACGAUGAUGCACAGCCUUGUCCACUUCGACACCAUGCUCUCACGAUCACACAGCAACUACCUGGCGCAGCUCUCGAUUGACAACAUCGAUAUGGGUAACCGGACGAACGACUUUUUGAGUCGAGUGACGGUCAUCGCCACUGUUAUUGUUCCUCUCAAUGUUGUGUGUGGUCUUUUCGGCAUGAACGUCAAGGUCCCUUGGAAGGAUACUGACAACCUUAACGCGUUCUUUGGAAUCCUGGGCAGCAUAACUGCUUUCGCUCUGCUGUCUCUUCUUGUUGCUCGACGUUUUAAAUACCUCUGAGAAUGACGUCGAGUACUUACAUCUAUUUCAUUUCUUAUGAUACGUAUACACCAUAACGUUGCGACAACAAAUUGGUUGGUUUCACGAAACACACGUGCAAGCAGUCUGCUUACUCCCAUCAAGCCUCUUUGUGGUCUAGGUAAUUACUCAUGUGAAGUCAACGAAAUUACUUUUCUGCCACCGGCCUGGAAUUUUGUGGUAAAGCGAGACGAAUAGGAAGGUAUUUGUAACAUGUUCGUUGUCAGCAUGUCUCGAAGAAAGAGUGUUGGUUGGCACCCGCCGUCUUUUGCGUGCCGCUAUUCCCUCAUUCACAUUCGACGGUCUUACCUUCUUGCUCAUGUUCAACUCCCGUGCAACUCACCUCGGCGGCAAAAGCAACUACGAUGCUUAAUCGUGCCUCCCUCAUCGCGCGUGGUUUCCCAUACCAAGACGCUUUGCAACUUCUUCAUCCGGGAAGGCGCUGUGCCAAGCCUUGAGAUCUUCCGCCUUGGCAGCUGUCGAUGUCAUACCAGUCCAAUACGUCCUUCCUCAGUCAGACUAUCACCUCCCUUUUUGAUAUUGCCAUGACAUUGUUUUGCGAGGCAUAUUCCAGUCUGCUAGAAGAGGGGAAGCUGCAAGUGUUUAAGCGACCUUCACGAGCCGCUCAUGGUUCUUGCUUCUCGAACUUAUAAAUGAGGCUCUCAACUUCGCA
Molecule: messenger RNA, 2993 nt
Organism: Colletotrichum scovillei
Lineage: Eukaryota; Fungi; Ascomycota; Sordariomycetes; Glomerellales; Glomerellaceae
Product: CorA-like Mg2+ transporter
Exons: 2
Coding region: 521-2302 (593 amino acids)
Biological process (GO): magnesium ion transmembrane transport; intracellular magnesium ion homeostasis
Cellular component (GO): plasma membrane
Molecular function (GO): magnesium ion transmembrane transporter activity
Source: RefSeq, a predicted model, not a curated record